Xyrauchen texanus (razorback sucker) is the source of this 491-nucleotide messenger RNA. RefSeq names its product FXYD domain containing ion transport regulator 7 (gene fxyd7). The transcript is spliced from 6 exons. Gene Ontology annotation, molecular function: sodium channel regulator activity. Gene Ontology annotation, cellular component: membrane. Lineage: Eukaryota; Metazoa; Chordata; Actinopteri; Cypriniformes; Catostomidae. The record is from RefSeq and is a predicted model, not a curated record. The coding region runs from base 137 to 367 and encodes 76 amino acids. Gene Ontology annotation, biological process: regulation of sodium ion transmembrane transporter activity.
UUUGCCACUAGAGGGUGUAAGAAUUCAAGCGCUGAAAGCAUCGACGCAGUCCUCCUUCAGCGCACUUUCUUCAUUCCUGGAUUGCAGACAGUAAGAUCAAGGAAACCCUGCAUCGUUAACAAGGAAAACUGCAGGAAUGGCAGCCUCAACAGAGUCAUACAUGCAUUUGGACCAGAGUGCCUUUAACUAUGAUUAUGAGACGUUGCAGACCACUGGAGUCAUCCUUGCCAUGAUUAUGUUUGUCUCCGGGAUUCUCAUUGCAUUGAGUAAAAAGUUCAAAUGCUCAAAAUCCAAAUCCAGUCCAGUGGAAGGCCCUCAGCCACCAAAGACAGAAAGUACAGCAAGCAUUCCACCUCAGACAGUAUAAAGAAGAUGUAUGUGUGCGAUGUGGUGGCCCAUUUCGGAGAGAGGAAAUGCUCAAACCCACAAAGUUACUUACAGGAAUGUGGAGGAGAUUAGAACCUGCUUGACCUCGUUUUGUAACCUCAGCC